AUGCCUUCUCUUAUCCGUUCUCUCCUCUUUCGUCUGUUUCUCAUCCCUUGUUUGUUCAUCGCAAACCUUAUAUGCUUCCCUUUUUCUUUGACAAAACUCCUCAGAUUCAUCAGAAUCACAGCUUCUCAUGACGAUGCUGACAACGAGAAACGAGAGGAGGAGCUGCAAACAGGGCUUCAGAGAGAGUUGAUGCCGAGACACGUGGCAGUGAUCAUGGACGGAAACCGGAGAUGGGCCGAACGGGCCGGAAUGAUGACGUCACAAGGCCACAAAGCCGGAGCUAAACGGCUCAAAGAGAUUGCCGAGCUCUGCUUCGGAUUGGGGAUUCAUACUGUCUCAGCUUUUGCUUUCUCCACUGAGAAUUGGGGAAGAAACAAGAUUGAGGUCAAGUGCAUAAUGUCUUUGAUCCAAUAUCAGCUCAAGUCCAAGAUCAACUAUUUACAUAGAGAGGAAAUUCGAGUUUCUGUUAUCGGUGAUCUAACGAAGUUCUCUGAAUCUCUCCUCCGAACAAUCCACGAGUUAGAGGAAGCUACGAAAAUCUACAAGAAUAAGCAUCUCAUCUUGGCAAUAGACUACAGCGGGAGAUUCGACAUGUUGCGUGCAUGCAAGAGCAUUGUGAAGAAAACAGAAAAUGGGUUGAUACGAGAGAAAGAUGUAGACGAGGCAUUGAUAGAGAGAGAGCUUCUGACAAACUGCACCGACUUCCCAAAUCCUGAUCUCUUGAUAAGGACAAGUGGAGAAGAAAGGAUUAGUAACUUCUUCUUGUGGCAACUCGCUUACACCGAGCUCUUCUUCACACCGGUCCUUUGGCCUGAUUUCGACAAGGACAAUCUUCUUGAGGCCCUGGUUUCGUAUCAGCGCAGGGAAAGACGAUUUGGCUGUCGGGUUUGA
Messenger RNA from Microthlaspi erraticum, 891 nucleotides. NCBI's taxonomy places the organism in Eukaryota, Viridiplantae, Streptophyta, Magnoliopsida, Brassicales, Brassicaceae. The record is from the annotation of a GenBank genome assembly.